Molecule: messenger RNA, 1876 nt
Organism: Callorhinchus milii (elephant shark)
Lineage: Eukaryota; Metazoa; Chordata; Chondrichthyes; Chimaeriformes; Callorhinchidae
Gene: txk
Product: TXK tyrosine kinase
Exons: 15
Coding region: 265-1827 (520 amino acids)
Biological process (GO): adaptive immune response; B cell receptor signaling pathway; peptidyl-tyrosine autophosphorylation
Molecular function (GO): non-membrane spanning protein tyrosine kinase activity; ATP binding; protein binding
Source: RefSeq, a predicted model, not a curated record
AGCUGCCAUUGGAAGUGGGAUAUUGAAAAGGUAAAACCUAUUUUUCACUGAACAUAUUCGAUAGUGGGUGUCUCUGCUGUGAGAGAAUUCAUAUUUUGAAUCAACCUGUUCAGAUCAGGCCAUAAUGUGUGCGUCAUAUCCUGAGUGAUGUCGCUUCAAAUCAGUUAUCAGAUAGAAACUUGAAAGUCUGCAAAUGAAUCAUUCUGCAAGGGUUCAGUAUUCAGCAUUUAAAAGGAUAGUUUAAACUGCACCAAAAGAAACAAGAUGACACUUUCCACCUACCACACAAUGCAGUCGGUGUUUUGCUGUUGCUGCUCACUUCAAAACCGAGCAGUGGCGACCGAAAUGAGUCUAAAUAAUGAUGCAAUGGACGAAUAUUCCUUGAGCGAACGCCUGCCAUCAUAUCAAUAUCGACCAAACAGGUAUGGGAUAGCCCCAUCAAGAAGGAAACCACCACCGCCUCCACCAGAUAAUGAAGAUGAGGAAGGGGAUCUUAAGGUUAUAGCAGUGUAUGAUUUCUUUGCCCAGGAAGAUACUGUGUUAAAUCUAAGGAAAUACGAGGAAUACACAAUACUUCAGAAGUGUGACCCCCACUGGUGGAAAGCAAGAGACAAGCAUGGAAAUGAAGGAUUCAUCCCAAGCAACUAUGUCACAGAGAAGAAAUCUAACAAUAUCCAGGCAUUUGAGUGGUUUUGCAAAAAUAUAACAAGGGCCAAAGCAGAAAACCUUCUUCGGCAGGAGGCUAAAGAAGGAGCCUUUAUUGUGAGGGACUCCAGCCAGCAUGGGAUGUAUACAGUGUCUGUUUACACCAAAGCUGGAGGAGAUCAGAAUCGAGGGAUCAGGCAUUACCAUAUAAAACAGAAACAGACAAAAUACUACGUAGCGGAAAAACACCUAUUUGACACCAUUCCUGAGCUUAUUGACUACCAUCAGCACAAUGCAGGAGGUCUGGUCACACGAUUCCGAUAUCCUAUUGGACCAAUGGGAAGAUGCAUUCCUGCUACAGCCAGCUUCAGUUUUGAAAAAUGGGAGAUUAACCCAUCUGACCUGACCUUCAUGAAGCAGCUGGGAAGUGGACAGUUUGGGGUGGUGCGUUUAGGGAAGUUUAGAGCUAAGCAUAAAGUAGCAAUCAAAACAGUUUACGAAGGUGCAAUGUCAGAGGAGGACUUUAUCGAGGAAGCUAAGAUCAUGAUGAAUUUAUCACACCCUAAUUUGGUUCAGCUUCAUGGGGUAUGUACACAGCAGAGACCCAUCUAUAUAGUAACUGAGUUCAUGGAGAAUGGCUGUCUGCUCAACUAUCUGCGCCAGAGACAAGGCCGACUUCAGAAGGAUGCCUUACUGAGUAUUUGUGAGGAUGUGUGCGAAGGGAUGGCUUACCUUGAGGAAAACCAUUUUAUUCACCGAGACUUGGCUGCCAGAAACUGUUUGGUGACUGAGAAGAAUAUGGUGAAAGUAUCUGAUUUUGGAAUGACAAGGUAUGUGCUUGAUGAUGAGUACACCAGCUCUACGGGUUCCAAAUUUCCUGUGAAGUGGUCGCCUCCUGAGGUGUUUCAUUUUUCUAAAUUCAGCAGCAAAUCGGAUGUGUGGUCCUUUGGUGUGUUGAUGUGGGAAGUUUUUACUGAGGGCAGAAUGCCUUUUGAGAACAAAUCAAAUGCUGAAGUCGUUGAUGAGAUUUCUCGAGGUGAGAGGCUCUACAGACCAUCCCAGGCAUCUCGCCUGGUCUAUCAAAUCAUGUACAGCUGCUGGCAUGAGAAACCAGAUGGACGUCCCGGUUUUGACGAGCUGUUGGAUUUAAUCAAAGAGAUUACAGGGACUGAAUAUCAGUAACAGAUGUCCUAUAUUUUCAGACCACGCAAUGAUAUUGUACAAAAAAAUG